CGAGAGAUGGAAUACAUUAUAUCGUUAUAUGAUAAGACGAUGUUCUCUCGAUGGGAAAAUGUAAAGAACACUACAAAAUCUGACGUCCUCGAAGGAAUGCUUUCCGAUAUAAAGGGCAAGCAAUUUGCUUUGGAAAAUCUGAGCAUGCUUGUUACUCGAAAGCUUGAUCAUCUUCGAAUUUAUGUGCCACUGACAAGCAGCACUGAGAAAAAUUCACCUAGGAAAGAAAAAUCCAUAAUUCCACUUCCGUUCCCUUCCUUCUCUGUUACACCUAACAAUGAAUUAUCCAAAAUUUCACUUCGAGUACCUCCGCCGCCACCACCACUUCCGUCACCACCAUCAAUGUCAAUAACAUCAUCACUACCACAGCCACUUCCAACUUCUAUUUCACUGAUAUCACAACAUGGGAAAAAAGCACAAAGACUAUCGGUUCAAAAAAGACGUAGGUCUGAAAGAAGAGAAGAGAACGGGGAGCAUUCUCACACUGCAGUGAAUAUUAACGAAAUUCUACUAACCCCUCUAUCGUCAAGUGGACUUUCUCAUCACACUGUUUUUGAUACAAAUAAUAAUUCAAACUCUGGCAUGGCAUCGCAAAAUAAUAUUGCAAGUACGAGAGGCUUUAUUCGGUGAUUUAAGAACGAGACCAACAUUACUUGUAACAGAGAGCAACUCUAGUAAUACAAACAUUGAAUCAUCCAG
Orussus abietinus is the source of this 699-nucleotide messenger RNA. RefSeq lists its product as uncharacterized. The coding region runs from base 7 to 630 and encodes 207 amino acids. The record is from RefSeq and is a predicted model, not a curated record. NCBI's taxonomy places the organism in Eukaryota, Metazoa, Arthropoda, Insecta, Hymenoptera, Orussidae. The transcript is spliced from 4 exons.